Molecule: messenger RNA, 3704 nt
Organism: Formica exsecta
Lineage: Eukaryota; Metazoa; Arthropoda; Insecta; Hymenoptera; Formicidae
Gene: dgt3
Product: augmin complex subunit dgt3
Exons: 9
Coding region: 450-2279 (609 amino acids)
Biological process (GO): centrosome cycle; spindle assembly
Cellular component (GO): HAUS complex; mitotic spindle; centrosome
Source: RefSeq, a predicted model, not a curated record
UCUUAAUAUCUUCUGCGAAAAAUUUAGAUUUGUUAAAGGAUCAUGGUAUAAUAUAAAUAAAUUAUUAAAAUAAAGGAAUAAGAUAUAUAUUUUGCAGCAAAAAAGCUUUUUGUUAAAAGGGUCGGUAACAAUGUUGUCAAUAAUUACCGACAUGAGUUAAGUCAACCGUAAGAUUGAUUACUAUAUUAUCCUUAGAGUCUACACUCCGAUAUCUAUAUAUGCGACUAUGGGUCGCAUCGUCGCGUUCAGUUUUCUAUGGUUUUAUACGGAGUACUAAACGGAAAACCGUUCAAAAUUUCUUCGCACGAAGAAUCGAAAGUGUAUGUCACGAAAUGAACUAGGCAAGUUGUCUAGCCAUGACAUUGUAAAACACAAUAUUUUUGGAAAGUUGAAACGGAAAAGAGAAGGAGAAAAAGAAUUUGCGAUAGAUAAUUUAUAAAAAAGACAAGAUGAGCGUUACCGGUAAACAGAUCUAUGAUAAGAUUCGCGGGCUGCGACCGGAUUUGUCAUCGGGGAUCACAUCGGAAAUUUUGAGCAAGGUCUGCGAUGAUCCUAACAUGCAGCCUUUUCUGGAAUGGUUCUGUAAGAAUGUGAGCAGCGCUAAUGUUCUCUCUAUUGAGGAAAUAAAAUUAAAAGAUAUGUUGCAAAAUGCCGGCGAAUGGCUAGAGGAUAAAGAAUUGGAUGCUACAUUGGAGGAAGCAACCAGAGAAUGUCCAGAUUUGCUCCAGCUUGUCAGUGUAGAUGAAACAUGUAGAGAAGAUUUGUUUGUAGAAUACGAAACAUUGAAGGAAAGCUAUAGAGACAGCGAGGAAUAUCUUUAUACAUUGAAACAUAGUAUAAAAAAUCUAAAGGACAUUGAGAAUAAGUUGGAUGACGACAUUGAAGAAGCGGAAACUAUGUUGGAUAAAGAGCAGAUUGAAACGGAAAAAGCAUAUGAUGAUUGCAGUGUAAUUCUGAAAGAAUUUGACAAAAACAAUUGUCAAUUCUCUCAGGAUGUUCAUAAUCUUCUGAAUAUAUAUGCAGAUGCUAUUAAAAAUCAAGGCAGUCCAGUAUUGUGGUCACAAAUGCCGAUAGACCUGUUUAUUAAACAAGUAGAACUUUACAAUCAUUACCUGGCUAUUUAUAUAAAAAAGCAAUUUGGAAAUGCUAGUAAGAAAGAACAAGAAGAGGAUUCGGAUUAUGCAUCUCUAAUAAAUGAUAGUAGGGAGAAACAAGUUGACGAAAGAAUGCAUGUGUUAUCCUUGUGUAAGACUAUCUUGACGAAUUCUAAAAUAGAAGAAAUUAAUGCUAGUGUUCAAGAGGAGUCUUAUACAACAAUGUUACAAUGUAUGCAAGAUAUUUAUAAUGGCGGAGUUUUGAAAUUGCCUGGGGAUAGUAAAAUACAUGAUGAAAUACAAAUGUUAAGCAUGAAAAGGGAUUUUCUGGAGCAGAAUGUUACACUUUUGCGAGAUCAACAAUUUCCUGAAGAAGUAGUACAAUUCGCAGAAAUGGAAAUGCUAAAGAUCGUGAGAAAUGAUGCACUUGCUCGUCUCGAACGCAGAAAAGCUCGUCUCAAAACACUCAAGAAUUUACACUCUCUCGCAAUGGAGCAUGGACAUGUUUAUGUCGAUUUGCUGUGUAUGUUAAUGGAAAUACAGUUUUGUUCUCUACGCGAGGUUGCUGAAUUUAUUGCCGAUGCUCAUCAUUACAUUAGCACAGAAUAUAAACUGUCUUCUACAAGAUGUGAAGUCAUGCAACAACAACAAGACGAAUAUGCAACUCUCAUAGCACAAUCUCCAAAAACUUAUAAUGUAUUUAAUCAAAUAUUCAUCUCCAUGAUGCUCGAUAACGAUAUCUCGGACGAGUCAUUCUCUUCGGCAUUGAAAAGAUACGAUAACCUAAUAGUCGACAAUAGGGAGAAAAAGAAAUUUAUAUUGGAAACACAUAUAAAUAAUAAAAUCGAUGAAUUACAAAAAUUAGAGGAUGAAGUUAACAAGGAUUAUAUGGCUGAAAUACAAAAUGGAUCAACAAUCAGCUUCAGGCCAUUUUCAUAUGAAAUAAAUAAUAAAUACGAGGAAAUAUCCGCAAUUGUUCAGGAGAUACAAAAAGAUUUAACAAGAAUUAGGAAUCAAUUCAAAGAACGAAUGAGGAUGGACACCAAUUUAGAACGCGAGAAGGACAUUUUAUGGCAGAGAUUCUUGGCAGAACCAGAUAUGUUAAGAAUGAAAUACGAGGAAGCGGAGCAAAAAGCAAACGAGUCUCACUUUGGCCACAUUGCGGAAAGUAAGCCGAAUUUGUAAAUUAAUAAAUUCUAAAAAUUAUGUCGAUUAUAAGUUGUCAAGGAAUUGUAUAAAGGAAAAAGUUGUAUAGGUUCCAGUGAAUAUUUUUUCUAAUUGUUUUCGUAUACUUUUAUAUUUCGUAAAAUCAAAAAUUAAAACAAUGCGAUACACUCGGUAUAUUGCAAAAUCGUACAUUUGCGAAAAAGAUCUGAUUUUGCUUUUCUAAUCCUCUGAAUUCUUUCACAUCAUCAAAAAGAAAAAAAUCCUGCUUGCCUUUGCAUUCUUAAAAAUAUGAUAUACGCGAUGCGUUACAUGAAUGCGAUAAUGAAUGAUUCGUUUCAAGGAUGCGUUUGUGUAUGUGUGUAUGCUGCGCGCAUGCGUAUAUCGAGUGUAAAUUCAACGAGAGAUGACGUAGAAGAGGUGCCCAAGUGUAACCUUGAUCCGCGCGCAUCGAUGUCCCUCCCCCUCUCCUUCAUCGAUGUUGUCCUCCGCUCUCCUCUCUUCGCUUCCCCCCGCCUUCAUCGCCGACAUAGUAUUUCGUUCAAACCGUCCCCCGCUCUCGAGCCGUGUGUAUAUAUGUACACAAAAGGAUCAUAAGCAAACGCUCCGUGUACGAAACGAUAUGCAUUUUGAAAACAUUUCGCAACAUUUCUCGCGUAAAUACAAAAGAGAAAGAGAGAAAGGCCGUAAUUUAUUCGAACGCCGCGAUGCAUGCUCGUUUUCCCUGUGAACAGAACAACGAACGGCGGCGGAGAGGAGGGAGGGAAAAAGAUAGAUUGGCAAGAAAGAGAGAGAGAGAGAGAGAAAAGAAAAAGAUGACGGAACGGGGAAGUGGCGUGGCGAGGAGUAUUAUCGAUUCGCCGGGGCUCGUGAGUUAACGGUUUGUUUACACGAACGCGGGGUCGGAGGGGCGCCGGGCAGACGGAGUGGGACAGGCGACGCGCAUGCGCCGCCCGACCAAAACAAUAAUAACAGAGUAGAAGGUUCAUGGCUGGCGGACGCGAACGGAUGACCGCUCGCUCUUCGCUCUUUCGAACUCGUUCAAGCCUGUCGUAGACUUCGCUCGCGUGCGCGAAGAGAGUUGGCCUGUCGCGCGAAACAGUAAAUAACGACGGGAAACGCGGAUACGCGAAACAAGAGAGAGAGAGAGAGAGAGAGAGCGAACAUUUAACAACUAACGCGCCGUGUGUACAUUCUGUUAUACGAGAAGUGCGUCGACAAUCCGAUACACCUGAGAAUUUUCUUCACCGGAGAACAAGUGUGGAAUUAUCUCGGAGUAUCAAGACUACCUCGAAAUCUGUAAGGAGAGUACGACGCCGGUAAUCAACCGAUACUCGGAGUCGAAACUCUACGAGGCGUGCCUGCUUCGAUUAGUUUCGUCACAACCGUGAGAAACAAGGAUAAACCGCGUACGGAAUUGUAAUAACUACCUCGAUAAAAAAAGAA